UUGAAGGUGAUUUGGCCCGAGUGGAACUACUUCCUUACUAUGUGUUGUACAAGUUCUAUAACGUAUAAUGUGUACGCAGUGUCACACAUGUACUUGGAUUGUCAGUGUUAGCGCAGUCCCAUUUUUUUAAAUAACCCAGUUGGUUUGUUUGUUGUUUGGUGAGUGAACUUUGAUUUGGUCCAAGUGGAGCCUCUACCUGUUACCUGUACCUGUCAGUGAGAGACAGGUGUGUUUUAUUAGGAUCAUCUUCAGAAGUCAAAUUGUGGCCCUCAUUUGCAUUUGGUAUUGAUGUCAGUGAAUUCUAAUUAAACCCACACAAACAAAACCCCUUAAUUAUUUGGUAACUGUUUGGGCUUCCAGUCAUUUUUUGGCAUCGUUUUAUGGUGGAUGUUGUUUUCAGUUGUUCACUUAAUGUCAGAAAGGUAAGGUAGAUUGUCAUCCAUUACUAGGGCUGAUAUUAAUGAAUUAGUUGUAACACAUUUAAGGAGAUGAUGUACAUGUAAAACCCAAGUGAACAGUCAUUUCAUUGGUUCAUUUUUUUACUAGGACAUAGAGAAACUAAAUGUUGAUAUAUUGCUACCACACCCCCCUUUUAAUUUCUUCUCCACCCCCUGCGUACUUAGGAGUACAUUGACCGUGACAGUGGGGCCCAGACAGGGGGUGGGGGUGGGGGAUGUUUAGCCUGUCUUUCUGACUUGGUCUGUAUUUGUUUUGACUUAUUAUUGCUUGUUGUGAUCUUCAUCCCAGCUUGCUUGCAGUUGACAUGUUUUGUGAAUGAAUGAGUCGCAGUGGUAGGCGUGUGUUAUAUAUGUGUAGAGGCUUUCAACAGCCUCGUACACAAGUUUGUCUUUUGAUCUGUCGGAAGGCCCUAUUUUGUGAAUGAAAAUCCGCUUUGUUGAUGUGUGUGAAUUUUUGUAGUCCUUUAUCUCAACGUUGCGUCGUUUAUCUUUAAACUUUUUUUCUUUGAAUGUCAACAUGGCCUACUAACAAAAGCCAAAGAUUUGUUCUCUUGUUAUACGUACAAAGGGUUUCUUUAAAUGAUACCAAGAUUUUAGUGCUGAAAACCAGGGACUUAUAAUUUUUUUUCUGUUGAGGAUUCAAGUCCAAGAGGGAUUGUAAGGAGAGAGGAGAUACUUUUGUUAAGAAUUGAGGAAGUAAUGCAGCGUUGUGUAGGAAACUUUGAUCACUUGUGUCCUGUAUUUCGAUUGAAACACAUUGACUUGACCAAUUGGUAAGAGAAAGACACCAACAUCAUAAUUUGAGAAACUGUGACAAUGUUGCACAUGAUGUAAAUUUGUCACAUUAAAUAGGAAGUGACAUCAUGGAGUUCGGGGGCCAAGGGGAGAUGACUCUGUAAGAUGGCCAUGUUGAGAAGUGUGUUUGGUGGCUGUGUAUCGGACAGAGGCCAUGAGACCAUGCGUCUGAAAAAGUUGAAAUUUGGUGCUCCUAUCUCCACUGCUCUGAAGAAUGGCUACCUCCCUAUCCCGCUGAUGGAGCUGCUUGUUUACAUCGCUCAUGAAGGAAUGAGCACCGCGGACUUGUUUCGUCGUCCUGGAAACCCCCGCGACACGCAACGAAUCGUCAAGAGAAUGUCUGAAGGGAAGCCAGUCAUCUUCCAGAACUACAACUUGUAUACCCUAACAACUGUUGUCAAGAAAUUCUUACUGCGCCUCCCUGGUGGCAUUUUUGGAAAAGAAGGGGAGGCAACUCUCUUGUCGGUUCUAUCAUUGCAGCACAAAAUGGAACAGUUUGAAGCAGUUCAUGCAUUCCUCACGACUUUGUCCCGAGGACACCAGCAGCUGGUUUCUCUGUUGUUCGGGAUCUGGUUCACGAUGAUCAACAACAGCCACGUCAACUUUAUGACGACCGAGGCCCUAGCCCGGAGUGUGGCGGGCAGCAUGUUCCAUUCCUGUGCCACGGACCCCGCGAUGGUGGAACACGCCAGCCAGGUCAUGCAGAUCUUGAUCGAGAACUUUGGAGUGGCCAGCAUGUUUGGCCAGGAAAACAUCGAGUUCUUCGCAGAGACGACCAGAACGAGCAUACACAUCAAGGAGAAGUUCCGUUAUCACUUCCAGUACCCCCCGGAGGAGAUUCUUCCCCGAAGAGAGGCAUUAAAAUGGUUCUGUUUGUUUCUGUGCCAAGAGGCACAGCACAAAAAAUUCCACCCGCUAAAUCACGCCAUAACGGAGGAAGGGUUUUACGAGUCGUCACGACGACAGGAUCAGCAACAGGAAGUAAUGGAUAUCUCGGACCAGUCACCUGACCUGAGACACUACCUGAGUCCAAGAGGAGACGGCGAAUCAGCGACUAAACAGCUGGCUGCCUCCACCAUCUCGGCCCCCGAGGUCUCGCUGGUCCCCUCACCUGGCCUUAUCACCAAGAGACCCAAGUCAUUGGAGGACAACUUGAAUGAUUCAGACGAGCAGCUCCAGCCGCGCCCUAGCCUUAGUCGAUUCAAUUCUGUGAAACGUAAACAGUUGGAGAGACUUCGCCAGCGAUCCGACUGGUUCUUAGGACCAAAUAUGAACAACCAGGGGGCGCCAGCAUUAUCCCCCGAUCAAAUAUCUCACUCUAGUUCCAAGGCCUCUUACAACACUGAUAAACUUCACCAAAAACUGUCGGGGAAUUCGGUGACGAAGGCAUCUUCUGAAGGCACCGCCCUCGACCUUGUGUCCUCAGACGUAGACAGCGUUUUCUCAGACCGCAGCGAGUCUCCGGCCUCUGAACCCCUCCCCACACCAAGCGUGAGCAUAUCUCGAGACAUUAUCCACAGUGACACCAUCACGGACGUCUCCAUGGCAGCGGGUGACAUCACGAUGGAGGAGGUGAUGGGGAGGAAGGACAGCGAUGGGGAGAUGUGUGGCUCCGAGUACUGCUUCUUUGUCGUGGAGCAUAAUUACGGUGACAAGGGAUCCUAGCAGAGUGUGGCUUAAUUCUAACAAGCAGCUGAAUCCAUGUCAUGAUUUACAUUGCAAUAUUUGUUGUUCAAUUUUUCUCUUUUUUUUCUUUUAAUCGGAGCACUUAUAACGUGUAGUUUUACGAUUUAAAGAGAACAUGUUGUGAGAGGGAGUUGUGUUUGGUGUUCACUGUUCCGUUGUGUUCGGUGUUCACUGUUCCGUUGUGUUCGGUGUUCACUGUUCCGUUGGUCUUCUUGUUGUGACUUUGAUCUAUUUCCAUUUUUGAGAAAAAAAACCUUGCUUUUUUAAAGGGUUUAUCUUGUGCGAGUUUGAAAUGUUUUUACCUUGAAUUCACAAAGAAAGUGCUCCAAUGCGAGCGCAGCAUUUUAUGAGGAGGACAUGCUGUGUUCCUUCCCUGAGCAUGCCCAGUGCUUCUUAGUCUCAUUGAGGCAGUUUUUGUCUAUUUUUUAUUUUUGAAUUUUGAGAGCAAUUUGACUGAGUGACCUACAAGUGCUUCACUUCUGCUAAGUCACAAUUCCAGUUUGUUUUCCUCCUUCUAUUUGACUGGGUUGUAUGUUUACGUUGUUUUCUAGAUUAAACACAGCCUUUAGAACAUCCCACUUUAACAUCUUUUCCAAACUUACAUCAAUUCAAAUUUGUACUGAAUUCAUAAAUAUGGUGACUUUGAUAUGCAAGAAAACACUGCAUUUAGUGAAUAUUAUUACAUUAUAGGAAUUCAUUGUUUUUACACCUCCUAAUUCAGUUAACUUAAUUACGGUAAUGAAAUUGACAUGCAUAUAUAUAUAUAUAUAUAUAUAUAUUUAUAUACUAAAAUGUGCAAUAAUCCAUUUAUCAUUUCCAGUGUACGUCCAAAUUCCUCGGUCUACUAUGAAGACUGAUACAUAUAGUGAUACUGAGAAGUCGCGUAUGAAAAGUUUAAUCAUUGAAUCGACCCCAAGGUGUAUGUCAUUGACAUUGCUGACCUAAAGCCAAAAAAAUAAUGUAUUGCUUCUCAGGCACCACACUAUCAGGUCAAAAACUGCCAGAUUAGAUUUAUUGCCAUAUUGAAUAGGGGAAUUACUUAAUUUAUAAAUUUUAAAAUAGAGUUAUUCCCCUUUGCAAAUCUCGACAAACCUUCCUCAUUAUAUUUUGAACUUUUUGACCUGAGAACCAAAUCAUUAAUUUUUUUAGCCUAAUGAACACACAUUUCCAGUGGAAGCUCUCUAUGUUAACAAUUGUUAACCCCCAAUAUCCGUCCCCUCCACAAUAAGACCCCACCACCCCACCCAAACUUUCACACCAGUCUGCCGGCAUCCUGUCAUUACAUGGCCUGUCUUCAGUGACCCCAGUCUUUGUGCCUAGAUCUAAACAUAUAUUAUCUUUUCUUUCUUAAUGUUCUUCAUCUAAAACUGUCCUCAUUUUUCCUUUACGAUAUAUAGAACCAAAAGUUUUUGACCAGUUAUUCAGAAAGCUUAUGAAAUACAUGAAGUGGUUGAUUGUGUAAGGUAUUUUGUUAUUUUUAAUCCUGUUAAUUCCUGCUUAUUUUCAUGAGAGGUCUUUGUUUACAAACUAUACGGAUUUUUUUUACAGUAAAUAUCAGGAUGAAUUUUAUUGGUUUCACUAACCAAUUUUUAUUUUCACAAAUUAAAAUUGAUUGAAAUGUUUCAUAAUGGCCAGCCAUGCUUCAGAACAAAUAAUUCAGGGAUGAUGAACCAAAGCAAGCCAUCUUUUAUUUUCAUUUUUUGUUUCAUUUCUUUAAUUGACAGCUACUGAAAUUAUUGAUAUGAUUGUAUUGAUAUGAUUGUAUUAAUAGUCUCUUAAGACAAAUAUUCUGCUAGUCCCUAUAAGAUGUCUCAAACUAAUUUUAUUUGAGUUUAUUAAUUUUGUUUUGUUUGCAAUAUAUUUUUUAUGUUUUCUCAUACCAUAGAUGUAUUCUGAUUUUCAGUCUUGUCUUAUAUAUCUGUACAUUGCUUCUAAACUUAUAAAUGGGAAUGUAAGAUGCUUUUUAUUAAUAAAAACUUUUUGUCAACA
Magallana angulata is the source of this 4928-nucleotide messenger RNA. RefSeq lists its product as uncharacterized. NCBI's taxonomy places the organism in Eukaryota, Metazoa, Mollusca, Bivalvia, Ostreida, Ostreidae. The record is from RefSeq and is a predicted model, not a curated record. The transcript is spliced from 10 exons. Gene Ontology annotation, molecular function: GTPase activator activity. The coding region runs from base 1359 to 2918 and encodes 519 amino acids. Gene Ontology annotation, biological process: signal transduction.